CCCACAGUGAUGAACUAUAUUAUCGACAACUACAUAUCUACGAUUAUCGAUGCUCUGGCCACUUCAACGAGUGACGGGUUAUGGAUAGGUUACAACGACUGCGCAGAGGAGGGUGUAUUUAGGACGUUUGACGGACAGUUAGCCACGUGGUUUACAUGGCUUGAUAAACAGCCUAAUGACGCUGUACAGUUGAACGAUCAGGACUGUGUUGUUUUGAGCGCUAAAAAAUUUGAAGGGUGGGAAGACAAAGCUUGUGAAGAACCUAGAAUAGCUCUCUGCUAUCGAACGUUUACCAACGAGAAUGGCACGACCACCACAGGAGAAGAUACCUGUUCUACUGCCAUUUCUACAGAAAUUCCAGUGACAAUACCGAUUGAAACGGAAACAACUUCUAAGAAGACGCCAACGGUAACAACAUUGACAGGAAACACCUCAGAUAGCAAGUGCCCGGUUUGUAAAUUUGAACACGCCCCAAACUUGUUAACACCCAAAGAAUUACUGGAAUACCUGGCAAGACUUCGACUGGACACCUGUAUUUAUUAUAAAAAUACUUCAGCAUAUCGUCGACGACACGUGAGUGUGUACGAGCCGAGAAUCAUGGCUAAGUGUAUGGGGGUGACCGCUGGCGCUGUCCUCGUAGCUGUGGUCCUUUGUCUAGUCAUUCUGGACCUUAAGAGCUGUAGAGCAAAGCAACGACCACCACUGAACAGACUGGUCAGGCGAAUAUAGACAUUCGUUGCUGGUAAUGGCUGCUAUCUAUCAUCAA
Mizuhopecten yessoensis (Yesso scallop) is the source of this 766-nucleotide messenger RNA. RefSeq lists its product as uncharacterized. The record is from RefSeq and is a predicted model, not a curated record. The transcript is spliced from 6 exons. Lineage: Eukaryota; Metazoa; Mollusca; Bivalvia; Pectinida; Pectinidae. The coding region runs from base 10 to 729 and encodes 239 amino acids.